Molecule: messenger RNA, 699 nt
Organism: Ipomoea nil (Japanese morning glory)
Lineage: Eukaryota; Viridiplantae; Streptophyta; Magnoliopsida; Solanales; Convolvulaceae
Exons: 1
Coding region: 1-699 (232 amino acids)
Source: RefSeq, a predicted model, not a curated record
AUGGAGGAUAAAGGGAAGCUUGCAGGGAAACUGAACUGUUCCUUCAUGGCCAUGGCUUUAUUCGGGGAAACAAUUUCCUCACUGUCUUCAAGCCCUCUAUUCUCCGCCAUUAUCACUCUCUAUAUGCUCAUCCUCCUCUACUUCCCCUCCCUUUUCCGGGGCCUCGUUUUCUCUCCGGUCAUCAUUUCCACCUCCGUUCUAUUGUUCUCCCUCCUCCGCCUGGGCGCCGAGCAGAGAACCGCCCGGCUCGAGCCGGAAAAGUGCUUCGUGUCGGUGGACCGGGUGCCGCCGCCAUUAGAGUCUCUGCUUGAUUCUUGCAACAGUGACCCGGACCCGUUCUAUUCGGAGCCUUUUGUGGAGUGGGACGUGAGAGCUCCGCUGGAGGUUAUAUAUGAAGAGGGAGGAGAAGAGGACGACGACGUUUUGGAGGGGAAGAGAGCGGCGGAGAUGGGUGGCGGCGGCGGCAUUCAAAGGUACGACUCUCUGUCGCUUUAUUAUCCGGAAACGGAUUCGGAUACUUCGUCGGAGGGGGAUUUUCCGGUGAUCGGAGAGUGGGAGUCUCUGGAGACAAUGUGCUUCCGGUGGGAAGAGGAGGAUAGAGAAGAGUUGAUUGAGAUUGAGUUGGAUGGGAAGAGGAAUAUGGUUAGUGAGCUUGAAGAAGAUGAUAAUCUGAUCGAGAUCGACCUUUCUCCGGCGUGA